CAAGCAUUUGACACUAAUGAAUUGUACGUGCGAUAUACUGAGUGUGUACGGCGAGCCUUCAUUCAUUCAUUCGGUAUUUCUCGCUCCGAUCCCCGUACCCACUUUACUACGUGACGCCGCGCUGUGUAGUUGUAGCUCCCAUCAUCGCAUUGCACCUGUUUCGUGAAUUAAGGAAUGGUGUGGGUUUGUUGAUGUGCUGAGUUAUUCACCAAAAACGAGAUGCUCUGUUCACGAUUUCAUCGUUUUUAGAAUUUUUCAUUGUGAACAAGGCCUACCCAUGAAUUGAAGAUACAGGAGGAGGAAUAUAUUUAAGAAUUUCAAGAGCGGUUUUACCAUAGGAGCUUGAAAAUGGCCGAAUACGAUGGGAAUAUAGUCACGGAAUGGCUUCGAUCCUUAGACAUGCUUGCCUAUUCGCAAGCUUUCUUGGAUAACGGGUAUGAUGAGUUGGAAACGUGCAAGCAAAUUGGACCAGAUGAUUUGGACGCGAUCGGAGUUGUGGAUUUGGAACAGAGAAGCGAUUUGCUUAUGGCCGUGGAUAGGCUACGAGAAGAAGGAGGAACAGCAGUUUAUUUCACCCUUGUUGGUCCAUCUUCCGACGAUGAAGGAGGGAGUACCAUCGACGAGCUCUCCACGGGGAGGGUACCAAGCGUGGACUGGACCGGGAGUGAUGCGGGGUCGGCCGACUCCAGGGCUCCGUUGGUGAGCCGGGUCGGACGAACGCCGUCGAUGGAAUCGGCAGAUGCUAAUUUAGGAUUAGGUUUAGGAUUAGUGGGUAUACCGCAUGUAGGAUAUCGGGAUUCUCCCGGUUUACAGAAUAGAGGAUUAUACAGGGAGAGGAGGACAUCAGCAGAUAGCCGAGUUUUGAGUAAUACCCCUGAUAUACUACGGAAGGUAAGUAGACAAUUGCACAAUCAAUACACAGCACAACUCGCAGAAAAUACAUUGCAAUAGGGGG
Lytechinus variegatus (green sea urchin) is the source of this 955-nucleotide messenger RNA. RefSeq lists its product as uncharacterized. NCBI's taxonomy places the organism in Eukaryota, Metazoa, Echinodermata, Echinoidea, Temnopleuroida, Toxopneustidae. Bases 349 to 951 code for a protein of 200 amino acids. Gene Ontology annotation, molecular function: protein binding. The record is from RefSeq and is a predicted model, not a curated record. The transcript has a single exon.